Molecule: messenger RNA, 1654 nt
Organism: Paramecium sonneborni
Lineage: Eukaryota; Ciliophora; Oligohymenophorea; Peniculida; Parameciidae
Source: the annotation of a GenBank genome assembly
AGAUAUAAAAAUUAAUAUAAUUUAAUUAUGACUACAAACAUAAGUUGUCUUAACUUCUACAAAGGAAAAUCUUUGUUAAUAUCUGGUUGUACCGGCUUUGUAGCCAAAGUUAUAUUAGAAAAAAUUUUAAGAGUAUUGGAAGUUAAGAGAGUUUAUGUUUUGGUAAGAGCCAAGAAAGGUUAAUCAGUGGCUGAAAGAUUCAAUAAAGAGAUUAUCAAUUCCCAAUGUUUUGACAGAAUUCGUAAAAUAAAAGGACCAGAUUUUACUAAAUUCAUUGAGGAAGUUGUUAAACCAGUUGAUGGAGAUCUAAUUAAGCCUCAUUUGGGACUUAGUAAAGAAAUUACAUAGGAGCUCAUAGAAAAUGUCAAUAUAAUCAUAAAUAGUGCUGCCAGUGUUGAUUUUAAUUCCCCUAUAAAGGUUGCCUUAGAAAUCAAUUAUUAUGGAGUACAAAAAGUAUUAGAGUUAGCAAAAUAAUGUAAAUAUUUAGAAAAUUUUAUCCAUGUGUCAACCGCCUAUGUUAAUAGUGAUAAAUUUGGGUAUAAAUCAUUAUUCAAUUUUAAAGGUUUAUAGAAGAGAAGAUUUAUCAUCCAUAAAAGGAUGUAGAAUCCUUUGUUUCUAUACUUUAUAGAUCAUCAUAAAAUUUUGACGAAAAAUAAUAAAAAGUGGCUUUAGACAAAUUUCCAAAUACAUAUACAUUCACAAAGAAUUUAGCAGAAUAAAUGUUAGCAUAAUUGAGACCUCCAAAUAUGUAAAUAACUAUAGUCAGACCUACUAUAGUAGGAUGUUCAUUUAGAGAUCCUAUUCCUGGCUGGGUAAAAAAGAUUGUUAUUAAAGAUUGAUAACUUAGUUGGAGGUGCAGCUGUAAUAUUUUUUGCAGGGAUAGGAUUAGUCAAAAUAUAUAAAGGAAAAGAGAAUUUAAUUACAGAUUAAGUUCCAGUUGAUUUUGUAUCUGAUAUGAUUCUGGUAGCAGGAGCCUAUGAAGCAAAUAAAAAUAAUUUCUAAAUUUAUCACUGUGGUACUAGUGCUAGAAAUCCUGCUCCAUGGAAAUUAACUAAAGAUACAUGUUUUGAAUAUUGGAAUGCUAAUCCACCAAGUGUGAAAGUCUCACCAUGUACUAUUGAGAUUAACAAUAAUCUAUGUUAUUAUAGAUAUAUGAAUUUCAAAAGAAAAAUGGGGGCAUUAGCUUUGAAAACUUUUGCUGAUACAUUUGGCAAUUCAACUUAAAAAAAAAAUGCUAAUCGAUAUGUCAAGGUUAUUGAAAAAGCUGAUACAAUUAAUAAGACCUUUAAACAUUUUAAUAGGAAUGAAUGGGUGUUUUCUUAAGAAAAUGUUUUACAAUUAAUGAAUUGUUUAUCAAGAGAUGAAUAGGGGAUAUUUUUAUUAGAUGUGACUGAAAUGGAAUGGAGGUAUUAAUUUAUAAUAAAAUUCAUAGAUCUUACAUGAUGACCUUCCAUUAUGGAUUAUAGAAAUUCAUUCUAAAAGAAAAUGUAUAACCACCUGUAGAUGAAGAACCAACAGAUUUAUUAAGAUCUUGGAAGAGUGGAAACUUCACUGACUUAAAAUGGAUUGUAGAAAAGUAAAAACUUCCUGUAGAAAAUAAAAAUUAUACAAUGAAUGGUUUAUUUAAUAGGUAGAGAGCUAAAUUGUGAAAUAA